AUGAAGCAAAGAUUUUGGUUUUGGAAAACGGAUGUUCCUUUCAAGAUAAAGGCGUUUGGAUGGAGGCUUCUUGCUAAUAGGCUCCCUACUAAAGAUCUUCUAGCGAUUAGAGGUAUUCCGUUAUCUUUUGAUGCUUCCUUGUGCUCUUUUUGUAAGAUUGAUUCGGAGAAUCGGGAUCGUUCUUUCUUUUCUUGUUCUUUUGUAAAGAAUAUUUGGAGGGAUAUAGCGGUGUGGAUAGGUAAAGAGGGGUUAGUUGAGGAUGAGAGCCAUUCAAGUUUUAUGGAAUGGCAUUCCUUUUGUAUAUCUAAGAAAGUGUUAGAUAAGAAGGUAGAUAUUGUUUGGUUAGCAAUUACUUGGGCUUUAUGGUUAAGUAGGAAUGAGGUUUGUUUUAGGGAAGAGGUUUGGAGCUUUGAUAAUGUUGUGUGGAACAUCAAAGCGUUGAUGUUGGUAAUAGCUUUGGCGUACCUGUUUGUUAAAGAUAACUUCGUCAACGAGGUGGUUUUUCUUUUUCGAUUUUUCGUUGCAUCAAAUAUUUAUGGUUUAGACAUUGGAUAA
This is a messenger RNA of Vicia villosa (hairy vetch), 555 nucleotides long. RefSeq lists its product as uncharacterized. The record is from RefSeq and is a predicted model, not a curated record. The transcript has 2 exons. Bases 1 to 555 code for a protein of 184 amino acids. Lineage: Eukaryota; Viridiplantae; Streptophyta; Magnoliopsida; Fabales; Fabaceae.